Molecule: messenger RNA, 1383 nt
Organism: Ostreococcus tauri
Lineage: Eukaryota; Viridiplantae; Chlorophyta; Mamiellophyceae; Mamiellales; Bathycoccaceae
Product: PRC-barrel-like
Exons: 1
Coding region: 1-1383 (460 amino acids)
Molecular function (GO): microtubule binding
Source: RefSeq, a predicted model, not a curated record
AUGGAGAUGCGUUACUCACUGACGCUCGAGCGCAUGUCACACGCCCUCUUCGCGUGGUUACGACGCGCGAGCGGCACCGCGCGCGUCGUCGAGACGCCCGAGGAUUGUUACGACGGUGAGGUACUGUACCGCGCGUUCGAGCGCGCGGUGCGAGGGACAGAGGACGCGGAAACCGAGGAUGAAGAGGUGGAUUUCAUUCAAAAGCUCUCGGGACAGCUCACAAAGGAAGGCGUGCGCGACGGCACGGCGGCGCUGAGAGCGCGCGACGCGAGAGGGACGAUGCGAUUGGUACGCGAGAUGUACGCGGAGUCGCUGCGACGGCGUAUAUCGGCGUUCGCGGUGGAUCGGGAACGGGCGGGGGGGGAGACGGCGGAUUUCGCGCGCGCGAGCCCGCGAGCGAGAGCGAAGCGGGAAGAACGGGCGACGGCGACGACGACGACGCGAACGUCGGGUGAAUUUGAGGUGGAGGAGAACGACUUCGAGGAUGGCGACUUCGAGGAUGGCGAAGCGGAUAUGGAGGAGGACGUGGACGCGGCGGACGAACUGGACAUGACGCACGACUGGUUGACGUUGGCGUCGCCGUCGCCGCGCGGAUCGAAUCGCGAUCGAACGUCGCCGGCCUCGUCGCCGUCACCGCGCUCGGCGUUCGUGAGCGCGGCGGAUAUGCUUCGUGAGUUGAAUCUGAACCAAGGCGUCCGGAGCGGUCGGGAGCCGAAGACGCUCACGAGGACGCCGCCGCCAGUGCCGAAGACGCUUCGAUUAUGGAAAUCAGAGUCGCCCAUAGAUCGCUCGAGGAAGUCGCUCAAGUGGGAGAUCAUCUUCGAUGAAGAUGAAUCAAAGACGAUGAGGCGGCUGGUCCCAUCCUCUGACGAGCGAGGCGGAGGCACGUCGACGAGGUCGCGUUUACAGGUCGCCGCGGAGCGUCGAGGCCGACUUACGUGGUCGUCCAAGCGAAGUCCGCGAACACACAGCGCGUCAUCGCCCGAGCGUCGUAGAAGCGACGUCGGCGUUGCGCCGUGUUACGUACCCGCUCGUGCGCCGUCGAACAAGCGCAUCAUUCGAAGCGCUCUUCGAUCGCUCCUCGGACCGCCGGAUAUGAGUGAGGCGUGCGCCAGAGCCGUGCGAGCCGUCGACUCGUGUGAGCACUCGACAAUCGUGUUACUGCUAAAGGACAUCGUUCCGCGCAAACUUCGUGGCGUGUACGCCGUCGUCGCCGAGGAUGCGCUCGUGAAGAUUUAUGGUUCCGGUCCCGAGUUCAUCGAGACGGCUGAAUCCAGCUCCGUCGCAGAGUUGCUCAAAUACGACACCGUUUCGACCACGUUCGAGUGUUUACCCGGAAAUAGCCUCACCCCAACCGUGACUGCGAUCACCCUCGCGCGUUAA